Messenger RNA from Colossoma macropomum (tambaqui), 7041 nucleotides. RefSeq names its product intermediate filament family orphan 1b (gene iffo1b). Lineage: Eukaryota; Metazoa; Chordata; Actinopteri; Characiformes; Serrasalmidae. Bases 895 to 2700 code for a protein of 601 amino acids. The transcript is spliced from 9 exons. The record is from RefSeq and is a predicted model, not a curated record.
UCUAUUUUUAUUUAAUUUAAACAUGUAAAGGGUUAUGUAGCCACAAGUAUUAGAAAGGAGGGGAAAAGGAAAAGUGCAUAAAUUCUUACAAGAAUACAGGACUUAUUUACCCAUCAAAUUAAUAACUUUUCUCAAAAGAAGAGAUAUCAUGGUUUUGUUUGUUAUAAGGUAAUUUUGACAUACAGUCACAUACAACUUUCAAGUCACUGCAAAUUGCCUGCGGUAAAAGUUCUGUAUUUAUUGGAUAUGAAAUAACAGCUUAUAUUUAAAAAAAACGUGGUGUGGAUGGUAAUUCUAAAACAAUAGCCUCUUAUUUAAGCUACUUUGGCUAUUACGGUAGUCUAAUUUAGCCUCGAAAUGCGUUGUUCUUUUUUCCCCACCAGUAAUCCGACAUGUAGGCGCUCCGAUUGGCUGGCAGGCGAGCCACUUUUGAACAUGAAUUACUAGCCAAUCCGAGCGCAGAAGGCGAGACAACUCCAACCAAUCCUAGUGCACGGUGGGUGGGGCUUUUCGAAAAACCGGUGGGUUAAAAAAAUAAUAAACAACGCCUGUCGAAUCUCCCGCAGUGCAUUUUUCGUUGCUAGGCAAGAAAGCUGCGACACGCGCCUUCGCAACCAGAAGGUUCUGUUUUCAUUCGGUUUCUCAUCACAGCCUUUAUUAUUGUUUUUCCGCAUAUUCGCGCUGCGGAACCCACGUUUUAAACGAAACCGGUGUGUGCUUUUGUUCAUUUUUUUCUUUCACGACCAGCGUUGCCUGCCCUCUGCGUGUCAGCCAGCGCUAGCCGAGCCAGCUGAGGCUCCUCUACAUUUGGCGUGCUGAAAGUGCAGAGUGCUGUGAAUGGUCCCAGCGCAGAGUUACUGAGCGCAGCAACAGCAGCAGUACAGGGCGGUGUUCAUGCCAGAUCUGCAGCGUGCGAGCUUUCCGUGCCGCAGCAUGAAUCCGUGGCUGGGAGAGCAGGGUGAAGCCGGAGCUCCGGACUCCCCCUCCACUCUGCUCCCCGACUCUUCUUUCCUCUUUCUGACCGAGCCGCAGCCCCCCGCUCAGGACGGCGGGGCUGAUCUGCCAGCUCUGGCGCCCGUGAGCGGCUCUCGCCACCGGGCCCUGCCUCCUCAUCCCCAUUCUCACCCUCCCGCCGCCGCGGCGCUGCGCAACGACCUGGGCUCCAACAUCAGCGUGCUGAAGACGCUUAACCUGCGCUUCCGCUGCUUCCUGGCCAAAGUCCACGAGCUGGAGAGGCGCAACAAGAUCCUGGAGAAGCAGCUGCAGCAGGCGCUGGAGAGCAACGCGGGUGAGGAAGGGCCGCGGGCGCAGAGCAAAGAGAGCGCGGUGCAGACCGGCUUCGUGGGGCCCAUCCCCGUCCGGCCCUCGUCCCUGCCCUUUCAAAACUCCAACAGCUCCUCCGCGAGGAGACCCACCGUUUUGUUCACGCCUCCUCUGGCCGCUGCGCUCCAGGCUCGGAGUGCGAAUCCGGCCAUAACGCUCAGCGCAUCGACGCCCACCGAGCCCGCCGCGGCCAACACGAACAACUCCAACAAUGCGCCCAAUGUGAAUAGCGCGGCCCCCAACCCUCCUCCCCGCUUCCUCCCCGGCACCAUCUGGUCCUACAGCCCCAGCCGGAGAUGGGGCGCGGGCACAGAGAGGGUCACCAGCCCUGGUGUGUCCUGGGUGCACCCAGACGGUGUGGGCGUGCAGAUAGACACCAUCACCCCCGAGAUUCGGGCACUGUACAACGUCCUGGCCAAAGUAAAGAGGGAGAGGGACGAGUACAAGCGCAGAUGGGAGGAGGAAUACACAAUGAGAGUGGAUCUCCAACAGAAGGUUAAAGACCUACACGAGGACCUGCAGGAGAGUGAGGUGUGUCAGGAUGAGCUGGCCCUCAGAGUGCAGCAGCUUAAGGCUGAGUUAGUCCUGUUCAAGGGUCUAAUGAGCAAUGACUUGUCUGACUUGGACAGUAAGAUCCAGGAGAAAGCGAUGAAGGUGGAUAUGGAUAUCUGCAGACGCAUCGAUAUCACAGCUCGCCUCUGUGAUCUGGCACAACAGAGGAAUUGCGAGGACCCAAUCAAAAUCUUCAAGGUACCAAGCCCUCAAUCAUCCAUCAACAAUCGUUCACGGAAGCAGACAGCUCAGCCUGCCAAUGGCAGUGAGACAGAUGAGCCAACCAGCACCUCAGAAAGUGAUGGAGGUGGAACAAAAGAGGAGGAUGCGGGCACCACCUCAGCCAAUCAGAUUAAUGAAGAGAUGCAGAGGAUGCUAUCCCAACUCCGUGAGUGUGAGUUUGAGGAUGACUGUGACUCUUUGGCCUGGGAGGAGACUGAGGAGACCCUGCUGCUAUGGGAGGAUUUCCCAGGAUGCACUCUGACCACAGACACUAAUCACAGUGAGGUAAGAAAUCAGGAGGAGUGUCUGGAGAAGGUGAUUAAAGAUACAGAGUGCCUGUUUAAGUCCAGGGAGAAGGAGUAUCAGGAGACCAUCGACCAGAUUGAGCUGGAGUUGGCUACGGCAAAGUCUGACAUGAACAGGCACCUGCAUGAGUACAUGGAGAUGUGCAGUAUGAAGAGAGGACUGGACGUUCAGAUGGAGACCUGCAGAAGACUCAUCACCCAAAGCGGAGAGAGUAAAUCCCAAUCUCCUAGCCCUGGCGGAGGACUGGAAGGGAGCGAUGACUCAGAAAGAGAGAAGACUGGAGAGGGAGGAAGAUAAUAACGAACAACAUAAUGAAGAAAAGAAAAAAACAUUGUUAACCUCUUCUCAUCUCUCUGUUAACCCUAAGCCAUAUUUAGCGCACAGGUGCUGGUGCAACACUGCUGAAGUCAUACUUUCCUCAAUGUUAGGGGCAUGGACAGACUGUCUGGGUCUUUCAGACCACUAAAUAUUUCCCAGAAUAUCAGGGGGGCAAUAGAGUUUGAGUCACAUGAAUAGGCUUUGUGAUGACUGACUCUGACAGUGACUGCCCCCUAGUGGUUAUAAUUGGGAUUGAUUGAUGUUGUAUGGGUGUAGUGACGGAGCUGAUUUUUUUCCAUACCUGUUUUCAUUCAUCAGAACUAUUCUUUUGCACACAGUUAACAUUUGCUUUACAUUUAAAUAAGUAAUUGUUGAUUUCAGGUAAAGGAAUUUCUAUUGUUAAAAGAUUUGAGAGAAUGGGAAGCAAAUUAAAGGAGUAGAGGAUGUGUUCUGAUGGCUAUUUGCUGUCUUUACAAGUGAGUGGUAACCUUUGUUAUUUGACAUAAUGGGCAAUGCACUCAAAAUACUGAAUGUUUGAGUCUAGCACACAUCAAUAUCAUUAGAAUGUCUUUUCUGCUAGUCUUUGUGUGGUGUGGCAUUUUGAAGAUGUGACCACUGCUAGUCCAUGUUCCGUGAUUCCAUGAUAAGGUUCCUCUUCUUCAUUUUUUUUAAAACUGAAACCUUGGGUGUCAAACAUUCAUGAGAAUGUUUUUUUUUCUUCUGUUUCUGAGGCAAUAUGAUUUAAUGUAUUGUGGGUGGUGUAGGAUCCUUAAUAGUAGUGCUGUAUGUUCUCGCUGUAAUCUUUUACAUAGUAUGAAUAUAAAUAUUUGCUGUGAAGGGCAUAACUUGUGGUCAAACAGAGGGUUGGUUAAGCCUUUUAUGCUGUUCUGUGAUCAGUAUCACAGCGUUUCUUGCUAAAGGGCAACUGGAAAGCUGUUUUACGUACUUGCUCUUGUCUUCCUCAAUGGCAGACAAUGAUAUAUGAAGACAAUAUACAAAAACAUGUUUGCAUUGUCUGCUGUUACAGUUUUUGUGAAAAAGUUGCAGAUUAGCAAAGUCAAGAUGUUGUUUCUUACUUCCAUAAUGCUUUGCAUGGUUAUUCAAGCAUUUUCAACAUUAGCAAGGUGCAUUGUACCUCAUUAGUCCACCACCUACUGUGGUCAUGUCUUUCAAGAAAACCAGAAAACUAAAUGGAAGGCCACUUUGUUCCAUUUGGUUCUGUGCUGCCCUUUUACAGUGAUGUUGAAUCAGUGAUCUGUAAUAAGAAUUGGUAAAAAAAGAGGGCUCAGCACAGUGUAAAUGCUAAACCUUUUAAACUAUCGCCACAUCCUCACCUAAAUGUCAGCAGAGCAGAUAUAACACAAAUUGAAAGACGGCCACUUUAAGCUAUUCUACUGUAUAUAUGAUGCCUGAUACCUGAGAUGAUGUAUUAUAUAGUGUGAAAGGAAAUGAACUCCUACACCAUGUCUGCGUGUGUGUUUUUGUACUCGUUGGUUAGACGUCCGGUUUUCUGUCGCAGUAGUAAAUGCGGAGGUAGUCUCACAGAGUCAGGCGUUUGACUAAACCAAUUUUGACAGAUUGUGAUAGAUUUUGCAGCAGAUCUGACUAAAAUACAGGAAGAUUCACUGAUUGAGUGACUGGCAUGGUUUCAAGCCACUGGCAGUUCACACAAACGCCAUUGGUGGCUAGCAAAGUGGAAGCCAUUUCACUUGCACAAGGGCGACUGGUGUUUGGCAACUUCAGCCGUCAUAAAGCAGAAUACAGAAAUAGCAGAAAUGGACCAAUUGGUUAGUGGGUUGGUCAAGGCUCACUUUUUCCAUCUCACAUGCGAAUGUCAGGGGUGCUAUAAAUACACUUGGCUUCAGUGGUGUUCACAAGUGCAGUGAAACCAUGAAUACUUUGACCAUAGGGUGACAAAGAGUAGCUAGAUGAACGUACACCUGAGGAAGAAAAAUGCAUGCGCACACGCAGGCAUCAAAGAGGAGAAAUAACAUUGUUAUAUUUCCUAAUGUAGCUGGAAUAAUAUAAACCUCUACAGUGCCAAAUGUGAACUAAGCUUUCAGGGAAUUGACUCUGAGCAGCAAAGAGCAUCAGGAGCUGAUGCUUCCAUACAUGGUGCUGAAUGCCCAGCUUGUAAAUAUUUGCUCUGCUUUGAAAUUCAAAGAGUCAAAUGCUACUAUAACUGUAUGUAAGCUGUAUGUACAUGAGUAUCCUGCAAUAAGAAAAGAAAAUUGAGAAUGGCUCUUUAUGUAACAUAUUGUACAGUGCAGUCUGUUUAAAGCCUAUUCAGAUCAUGUUUUGUCCAGUUUCAGAUCCUCAUAUCUGCUUCUGUUUUUCAUUCUGAUUCUUCUAGUUUUAAAUCAGCACUCUCCCCCAAAGUCAGAGUCACUUAAUUUGGUCUUAAUUAGUUUUGUUAUCUUGUGUUUUGUACAGGUCGUGUAAAGACGUCCUACUCUGAGUAACAGUUUCCUUUAUUACUAUCUUCCAUUUGUGUAGGUUAGCAGAAAACAGCCCUCUUUCUAGUCCAGAUGUGUUUCUUUUAAAUGAGAAAAACAUACAUUUUUUUUACUUAAUCACUCAAAUGACAAGAAAAGUAGGGCUCUCAUUUUGCUUGAAAUCCCCCUUUUUGAUUUGAUUCUUUUAUUUGCUUUUAGCAGUGCACAUUUGAGACAUAGUAUGAGCGUGUGUGUGUGUGCGUGCACGCACGUUUUGAAUGUGUUUUCUGAUUUGCUAUACUGACCAGGAAUUUACUUGUUGUUUAUUUAAAUAUAAAUAGAAAAUAAUACUUAGAUCAUUUUAUGACCAUUUUAUGAUCUCAUGUCUUUAGUCAAAAUACUGUACAGAAACUUCUGUUUUCUGGUGUGAAUUGUGGCAAUAGUGUGCAAUACUGUUUGUACAGCACUUGAACCAGCUUUACAAAUCUCAGUUUUUCCUUCUCAGAUAUUAAUUCAGACUGCAUUGGGAAUACCUUAAAUUUGAAGCCACUAAAACAAUAAGUAAAUUUCUUGUAUAAAAACUUCUAUAAAGAAGACAAACAAAAGGCAAGGAGAAAAGAGAAUGCUUAUCCAAAAAGUAGGUAUGACUGCUAUGAUAUUGUAACCCAAAGGCAAUCAGUAAGGAUCUUUACUAUAUAAUCGCUGGCUAUGCAAACAAGUUCACUAUCCCUGUCAGAAGAGUUCUCCCUCAUGCUUUCAUGCAGAUUUAGAUACAUUCUUGUACCAGUUAGCACAAAACACAAAUAUGAUCUAUUGUGCUAUUGUUCAUGUGGCCCACAUACCCUGAAUGAUGGCCCGAAAGCAGGCCAGAUGCGAUUGCCAAAAUAUUUAACUAGAUCUAGUAGUUAAACUACUAGUUGAGUAGCUGUUAUGAUGGUUUAUGGUACUGCUUUGGGUAUAUAAAGUAUAGCAUUGUUGUUUAGCCAGAGUGCAUCAGUAGGGUCAAAAAAUGUAUAUAUGAGUUCUAGCAGCUGCAUCUGGCCUGCUAGUGGGCCAUCAUUCCAUGUGGUAUGUGGGCCACAAACAAAUGCUAUGGCUAAGGCUCAGGCCAUAUUAACAUUGCUGUCUGCCUCAAUAUGUACAUUAUGAACGUUAGUAGCACUUUACUUGAACCCUGCUAUGUAAAAUUGUAAUGCCAGAUGUCAUAUGCUGUCAUAAGUUGUCAUGAGAAAUUUUGUUCAAUAAUAUAAUAGUGUUAUGUUACCAUUACUGGUCAAAGUAAAAAUUAGCUUGUGACAUAAGAUGUCAUGACAUCAAACAUAAUGACAUCUGUCAUGACAAUUACCACUAUUGGUUACAUGACGCUGGUUUAUUAUUGAACACAAACUGUCAUGACAAAAAGACAGCAUAUGACACCUGCCAUGACAUAUUUAUGGCAAGAUUGUCAGUUUACGUAGCAGUGUUCAAGUGAAGUGUUACAGAAACGUUUGUGUCAUUGGAUAUCAAAAUACUUCAAGGAAUUUCUUUAAAUCAAGCGCCUUAUAUGUUUAUAGACCAUCUCUUAUGCUGUUGGCAUCCGUUAGCUGUGAUCUCCAAAGGCUACAAUGAUCUGAAUCCAGAUUUGUACCAUUUGACUGUAAGGCAUGAAUAAAAAGCUAAUCGGAUUAAUUGGAUAGUAAUUAUUUCUGAAUUCCGAAAAGAAGGCAAAGAACUGAGAAGCUAAUCGAACCACACAGGGAUGUUUUGCUUGAUUUAAAGAAAUCUUUUGACAGGGUGGCUGGACUCAUACUAAAGGCAUAACAAGAAUUGCAUUGCCUGCUUUAAUGAGUGCUGAAAGACUGGAUCUUUAAAAAGACUUGAAAAAUAAAAGAUAAUGCUGAAGAAA